Messenger RNA from Triplophysa rosa, 3856 nucleotides. It is a transcript of the gene poglut3, whose product is annotated as protein O-glucosyltransferase 3. Gene Ontology annotation, cellular component: endomembrane system. Lineage: Eukaryota; Metazoa; Chordata; Actinopteri; Cypriniformes; Nemacheilidae. The record is from RefSeq and is a predicted model, not a curated record. The coding region runs from base 220 to 1752 and encodes 510 amino acids. The transcript has 8 exons. Gene Ontology annotation, molecular function: protein binding; glucosyltransferase activity.
AAUGAUUUUGCGGCGCCCCCAAACAUAAGCGCCACGCUUAAAAUCCGCACAGUUAUCUGUUUUUCUUAUAAAUGAAACGCUAUGUGACACGACAAAACUGAUUUGUAAAAAUGAAUGUAUUAUUUCGCAUACAUUUGAGCAGUUUGUAGUACUUGCUUUAUGUAAUUAUUACAUUUUAACCCGGUGUUGUUCCGCAGGAACAAACAGUAGUGCUGCACAAUGAUCUCUCAGAUAAAUAUUAAAACAGCAUCUGUUGCUUUCUCUCUGAUCAUUAUCACGGUUUUAAAUGUGGGAUUUUGUAACACUGACAUCGAUCCGGGUAAAUGUGUUGUGUGGGGUCCUGGACUGAAUCCUGAUGUUGUGCUGCCUGUCAGAUACUUCUACAUACAGACUGUUGAUUCACACGGAGAAAACAUCACCGUCUCUCCUGCUAAAGACUCUUUCAAAGUAAAGAUAACUUCUUUGGAAAAGGAGUAUCUUCGUAUCCAUGUGCCACUACCACUGGACCGGGCUGAUGGUUCGCUGCUUGUUAGAUACCGUCUGUAUGGAAGCUCUACGAAGGGUUUGAAGAUUGAAGUGUUGUGUGAAGACAAGCCCGUGGCACAGUCACCAUACACUCUUAAAGGUCCUGUUUAUCAUGAAUACUGUGAUUGUUCACAGUCAGAUGUGGCAGCCUGGCAAACGAUUAUGCAGUGCCCAGAGGAAGACCCCCAAAUACAAGCGGACUUCAGUCCGUUCCCUUCUAUCGACCUUCAGCGACUCUCGCAGGAGGUUCCACAACGCUUUGCCAAACGGGGAGGACUCAUUCACUACACCAUCUUAAAUAACCAGGUGCAUCGACGCUCGCUGGGCAAAUACACAGACUUCAAGAUGUUCUCGGAUGAGAUACUGCUCUCACUCGCUCGAAAAGUUAAAUUACCUGAUGUGGAAUUUUAUAUUAAUGUAGGCGACUGGCCAAUGGAGACUAGGAAAGCGAGCGACAAACCCGGACCAGUGCCAAUAAUCUCAUGGUGUGGGUCCACAGACACACGGGACAUCAUCCUUCCCACUUAUGACAUCACACACUCAUCUCUAGAGGCCAUGAGAGGCGUCACAAAUGACCUGCUGUCCGUCCAGGGGAACACAGGUCCUGUGUGGUCUAAUAAAACAAGCAAGGCCUUCUUCAGAGGCCGAGACAGUCGAGAAGAACGCUUACACUUGGUGACCAUGUCUAAAAAACAUCCAGAGCUGCUUGACGCUGGAAUCACGGCGUAUUUUUUCUUUCGAGAACAGGAGGAGGAUCUCGGCAAGGCUCCGCUGGUUGGUUUCUUUGACUUCUUUAAGUACAAAUAUCAGGUGAAUGUAGAUGGAACAGUAGCCGCCUACAGGUUUCCAUACUUGAUGCUGGGCAACAGUUUGGUCUUAAAGCAGGAUUCACCGUAUUAUGAACACUUCUACACUCAUCUGAAACCAGGUGUGCACUACAUACCUGUGAGGAGGAACCUUUCAGAUCUCAUUGAAAAGAUCAGUUGGGCCAAGAACAAUGAUGCAGAGGCGGAGCUCAUAGCUAAGACCAGCCAAUCACUGGUGAGAGAUCUGCUGCAGCCUCACAGACUCUACUGUUACUACUACUCAGUGUUUCAGAUCUAUGCGAGUCGACAGACCUCUCAGCCUUCAGUUCAUCCUGACAUGGAUGCGGUGCCUCAGCCGUCUGAUCAUACAACGCUGUGUAACUGUGAGGGGAGAUCAAUGGAGCAGAGGGAUGAGCUCUGACGCAAUCCACCACACUUCCACUUAAAACAAGCAAUGUUUACAAAGACUUUCAAGAGAUGGCGUUGACUGCAGGUGUUUGUGUUUGUGGGUUUUUGUAUUUACUCGUGCAUUAUUCUCACUACUUGUGUUUUUAUUUUGUAUGUGGUUUACUUGGGAAUAUUUCUGUGCUUUCACGUUUAUGCCUUACGGAUAACACUAUUACACAGAUUUGAACUAUAUAGGACUAAAUAAGAUGUAAUUUAUUAUUCUUGGCUCAUCUACAUGGCGAUCAAAUGAUUGAUCAUUUCACGUGACCUGACACCUGUGAAUGCCAUAGGAUUGUUUUUAAUUCAUUAUUCUCUUUUUUUUAUAAAGGUAGUGUAAACAGAGUAUUUUAUAUGGGCCGUAUUGAAGAUGUAUUGAGUGUAAUUGUAAGUAUUGUAGUUAAAGCAGUACUGAAAUUCACACUUGAUUUUACUGAAUGUAUUGCAAUUGAAAUAUUUGCACACUGUCAGAUUUUGUACACAUAAUAUCAAACAUAGGGGUGUUUGAGAUAACAUGUACUGAAGCACAAUCUAAGAUGUGCCUGUGAUGGCAAAAUUUGAAAACAUGUAGUGUGCCUUAAGCUAAAACUGUUUUGUUGGUUUGUAUUUGUGCCAAACGGUUGGUCGUGCAGUAGUCAAGUUUUUUCCCAGUUCAAUGAUUUACAGAAAAGAUUAAAACUUGUUUCUUAACUUACCUCUUUAAUAUUUAUUGUACAGAUACAUUUACAUUUGGAUUUGGAUUUUGGAUUUGGAUUCAAUUUAUUGUCAUUGCACAUGUACAAGUACAAGGCAACGAAAUGUGACCUCUGCAUUUAACCCAUCCAGAGAGUAGUGAACACACGUACACCCGGAGCAGUGGGCAGCUAUCACUACAGCGCCCGGGGAGCAAGUAGGGGUAAGGUGCCUUGCUCAAGGGCACCUCAGUUGUUACCCGCCGGCCCUGGGAAUCGAACCAUUAGGCCACAACUGCCCCUUUGGCAAUAAUAUGCACUCUUUAGAUGCAAAGUUGUACUUUUUAGAAGGUUAUGGCCCAGUAACAACUCUUGUACUUUUUUCUGACAGUGUAAUAGGGCUGUCACGACAUAAAAUGACUGUGGGCAAAAUAAUGCACGAUAAUGAUAUUAUCACAAUAUCUGUUUUUAGGAAUUAAUAGUUAGUGUUUAAUUUAGUUUAUUUUUUCUCUUUUUUUGGUCAACAAAUCGCUCUUAAAAUACAAGUGUUGGGGGGCAGAAAGAGAGAGAGUUUGUAACUUUUUUCUUUGCUUUGAAGGCAAACUUGGUGCCGAAUUGUGUAUAAUGAUAUAACAAUAAUCCAGUUUUUCUGUAGCACCCCCACUAAUGAUGCUCAAAUUAAAAAAGAAAAGACUCGAAUAGAAGUUAUUUAGGAUCAGAACAUAACAUCAUUACAUACGAAAAACCUGUGAUUGAUUUUAACAGGGCCCGGGACAUUCCCAUUGCCCCUCCUUGAUGAGUGCAGACCAAACCAAUACAGUUUUCUUAAUAUUGUAUGUAUUAAAUACUUUGUCUAUUUAAAACUUUUAAUUCUUGAGUUAUUCCGUUUCAUUUUUUUAAUGCAGUAAAAUUUUGCAUAGUGUGUUGGUGCAUGCACUGUGUGUAUGGAAGCUGUGUGGAAAAUUGUGUGGUUGUUUGCGGCUGAAAAAAUGACCUUUUUUGUAAAUUUGUAAAUUUUGGGUUAUUUUUUUAGUAGCGGGUUGAUUUCCUGGUCUGAUGUGGAAAAACAGCAGUAGAAUGCCAAGGGGACUCUCUCCCUGCCUGUAUUGAUUUUCAAUGAUCAGGUCUUUGGAUUUUGCCCCUGGUGAUGUUUUGAUGGUCACAGUACUACAAAGCAGCUCAAUGAUAAUUACAUAUCACAGGCAUGUGAGUUUCCCCUCAGUGUCUUCUAUACUAUACAGACACAAGCAAGUUGAUUAGCAAAGAUGUAAGUGUGCAUGUGGUCAUAAUGACUCAUUCUUCAGACGUCCAUUUAAUCUUAAAAUGUUAUGUUAAAGGUCUUUUGUGUUACAGCCUUGAGUUGGAUCCUUGGGAAUGGGAGCAAAUAAUAUAAGACCGUCAUUAAAAUCU